AUGCUGCUCACCCUGCGCUUUGCUCUGCUGCGGCCACCGGAGAGGCCAGCCAUGGCUAAUAUGAUCAGAUGUUGUCAGACUCACAACCACAGAACGAACAUCACUGGCCACACCACUGAGACGGAGAGGAGGGGAUCCUCUGGAGUGUCAGACUUCAUUGGUGAUGUGAUUUUUGGUGUCUUAAAACUAGACACUGAUCAUGUGUUCAUGCUAUGGCAAAUCUCUCUCCCCUUUUGCUGUAAGUCUUGAGGAAGUCUUGGUUUUUGCAGGCAGAAUUCAAUAGGCCAUAAUCAGGGCAGUUAGCCAGCGCACAUACAGGGUGAAGCUGGUUUCUAUUUGGAUAUUGUUAUGGCAGAUUUAUCCAGGCUGUGCAAGUAAACCUGUAUACCCAAGGCUAUAAAACAUGUUCCUCUGAAGUUGCCGGCAUCUAACAGUUGGGAGUUACAUCUAUUUACAAAGCUUGUGAUGACAAAACAGUUGACGGUGCGUCACCGAUGGUCGCGCCAUGCCCCUGCAGCAAAUGGGGAGAGAGAGAAACCGAGACGGAGAGAGAGGGAGACAGAGAGAGAAACAAAGAACGAGAGAGCCAAACCUUAAUUUAGACCAAAAACACAGAGGAUAAGCAGGAAGGAACAAUUAGUCAAAUCCCAAACCUUAACUGGCAAAACCCUAGCAGGCUUUUAGUUUUGGAGUGUUCUUCUGCUCCGUGGUCUUUAUUGUGUUUGUAUAGUGCAGCUCACACAAGGCCAGACCAAGCCCCUCUCAGCCUGCCCCUCUCAGCCUGCCCCUCUCAGCCUGCCCCUCUCAGCCUGCCCCUCUCAGCCUGUCCCUCUCUCAGCCUGUCCCUCUCUCUCCCUGUCCCUCUCUCUCCCUGUCCCUCUCUCUCCCUGUCCCUCUUUCUCCCUGUCCCUCAAUUCAAUUUCAAUUUAAUUCAAUUUAAGGUAUUUAUUGGCAUUGGAAACAUAUGUUAACAUUGCCAAUGCAAGUGAAGUAGAUAGUAAACAAAAGUGAAAUAAACAAUACAAAUUAACAGUAAACAUUACACUCAGAAGUUCCAAAAGAAUAAAGACAUUUCAGAUGUCAUGUUAUGUAUAUAUACAGUGCUGUAACAAUGUGCAAAUAGUUAAAGUACAAAUGGGAAAAUAAAUAAACAUAAAUAUGGGUUGUAUUUACAAUGGUGAUUGUUCUUCACCGGUUGCCCUUUUCUUGUGGCAACAGGUCACAAAUCUUUCUGCUGUGAUGGCACACUGUGGUAUUUCACCCAGUAGAUAAGGGAGUUUAUCAAAAUUGGGUUUGUUUUCGAAUUCUUUGUGGAUCUGUGUAAUCUGAGGGAAAUAUGUGUCUCUAAUAUGGUCAUUCAUUUGGCAGGAGGUUAGGAAGUGCAGCUCAGUUUCCACCUCAUUUUGUGGGCAGUGUGCACAUAGCCUGUCUUCUCUUGAGAGCCAGGUCUGCUUUCGGUGGCCUUUCUCAAUAGCAAGGCUAUGCUCACUGAGUCUGUACAUAGUCAAAGCUUUCCUUAAGUUUGGGUCAGUCACAGUGGUCAGGUAUUCUGCCACUGUGUACUCUCUGUUUAGGGCCAAAUAGCAUUCUAGUUUGCUCAGUUUUUUUUGUUAAUUCUUUCUUAUGUGUCAAGUAAUUCUCUUUUUGUUUUCUCAUGAUUUGGUUGGGUCUAAUUGUGUUGUUGUUGUCCUGGGGCUCUGUGGGGUCUGUUUGUGUUUGUGAACAGAGCCCCUCUCUCUCUCCCUGCCUCUCUGUCCCAGUCUCUCUCUCCCUGCCUCUCUGUCCCAGUCUCUCUCUCCCUGCCUCUCUGUCCCGUCUCUCUCUUCCUGCCUCUCUGUCCCCGUCUCUCUCCCUGCCUCUCUGUCCUCGUCUCUCUCUCCCUGCCUCUCUGUCCUCGUCUCUCUCUCCCUGCCUCUCUGUCCCCGUCUCUCUCUCCCUGCCUCUCUGUCCCCGUCUCUCUCUCCCUGCCUCUGUCCCCGUCUCUCUCCCUGCCUCUCUGUCCCCGAAACUCUCUCUUCCUGCCUCUCUGUCCCCGUCUCUCUCUUCCUGCCUCUCUGUCCCCGUCUCUCUCCCUGCCUCUCUGUCCCCGUCUCUCUCUCCCUGCCUCUCUGUCCCCGAACUCUCUUCCUGCCUCUCUUUCCCCGUCUCUCUCUCCCUGCCUCUCUGUCCCCGUCUCUUUCUUCCUGCCUCUCUGUCCCUGUCUCUCUCUUCCUGCCUCUCUGUCCCCGUCUCUCUCUUCCUGCCUCUCUGUCCCCUUCUCUCUCUUCCUGCCUCUCUGUCCCCGUCUAUCCAGAAAGGCAGGUGUUGUUUGGUUUCCCCCUGGCUCGGAUCAUAAUUUUUUCUUUCUCCUCCUGCUUUCUUUCAGCUUUAGCUGUAACCUGUCUUUGCCAGUGUAGUCCUCUCUCUCUCUCUCUCUCUCUCUCUCUCUCUCAGUACCUUGAACAAUUCAGCAGUAGACACCUGCUGAUCUUUGUGUUAGUCAGAGGGGAGGGGCCCUGUAACCUUCCACUUACCCCCACCCUCACCCCGUCUCCAUGAUCCUGCCUCUAACGGCAGAAUAAAGGCUCAGCUGGCUCCUCCUCCUCCAGGGAGUGACCCAACCUGGCACACAGUGUGUGGGUAUUCUCCUGCCAGCUGUCGGCUGCUUCUAGGUGGCUGUAGCAUGACUGGCACUCAGGGCAUGUUGCAGGCUGGCAUUGUUGCCACACCCUGGUACACAAUUGUUGUUGACUGGCACAGAGUAGCUAGCCUUGGGGUGUUUAUGGUUGGUCUCCUUACAACAGUUAUUCAUUCAUUACCUUUAGGUUUGUAUUGUGUUUACAAACCAUCAAACCUGUAUGAUGUCAGACCUGUUGUACACAGCAUACUGCUAGUGUUGUCAGCCACUGAGAUUACAUUGGAAAGUUCUGUGUGUUAGCUAGUGUUCCCAGACUGCCCUUCUAGGAAUAUGACCUAGCAUCAAAUUCCCUUUGUGAUGAAUGUGAGAGAGAAUAAAGUGUCAUUACAUAUAAAUUGUUCUGAGUUGGAUAUUGAUUGGUUAUUAAGACCAUUAUUUUGUCUCCGCUGAUCUAUCAGGCUGUAUUGUACGCCCUCUUCUGGCUGCUGGUGGUAGUCCACUCUACUGAAUAUGCUGCUGACAUAAGCUAGAUAUGACGUUUGUGAUUCUGUUAACAUGUUACAAUGUGAACAUAUGUCUGAUCCUCUCCCACAUUGUUCUGAUAUUAUCUCUGAUAUUCUCUCAAUAUGAUAUAGAGAUUACAUUUGGCUACGGCAUAUGUUGCGACUAACUCAGCAUCGUAGUGUGGUUGCUUUUUGAGUGUAAAAGCUGUGUUUGUUAUAAUAUUGUUAUAAAGUUGUUAUAGUUAACAUAAUAGGUUUUAUCCUUGCUCUCUGCGCUAGGAGAUUAUCUCUAUUUAAAAAUAUAUAUUUAUUCCGUCCAUUGCACUCAUAGUCUGUGUGUCUCCAUGUGCAGUCAGACCUUUGUCCUCAGUAUUGCCAUCAUGUCUCUGUUACUAGACAAGCCAGUUCCUCAUCCAUCCACUGUUCUGCUCUCAGGACCACAGAUUGUAUUGACAUAUGAGCCGUGUCCCUCUAGUACUGUAUCUCGCUGGGUCACCCUGGUAACAUAUGCCUCUGCAUGUGAAGCACUGCAUGGAUCACACUCACCACACUUGGUGUCUGUCACCACAACACUCACCUCUUUCACACUGGUGGUCACCCCUAUCUCUGUCUGCAAGAAGCAGAUACUUAAACAACCAAGCAACACAUGACAUAUUGUCAUCACAGAAGUGUGUCUUUCCUAAAUGUCAACAGAUUGUCCUUUCGUCACAUUUAUAUAAGAAGCAGGUGUUAGACAGUUCUACUUCAGUCCCCACUCCCCAGUAUUCUCCCAGCAUCUCUUUCUCUUAGCUAGCCAGCGCUUCCCUUCGGCCUCGUAUUCCUGAUUGGUGCUCUUCUGUGACCUUUAGACAUAUUGGCUUAUGUGGUGGUUGCUAAGCGCUGAUUGGCAUAACCUAAGUGACACAAUCAUGAGUCCUCAAUCACUGCUUUCUGGAAGCUGGACCAUGACUCACUUAAUCCUCCCACCCUCCCUCCCUCCCACCCUCCCUCCCUUCUUCCUGAUAUCCACCCCCUCUACCUCUUUCUCAACCUCCUCUAUGUGGAUGUUCACCCCCUGCCUCCCAUUCCUCCCCUUUCCUUUCUGGUCCCCCUUCCUCCCUCCUCCAACAGAACAAUGACAACGAGACCCCCCUCCACUGUGCCGCCCAGUACGGCCACACCCAGGUGGUGCGUCUGCUGCUAGAGGAGCUGACCGACCCCACCAUGAGGAACAACAAGUUUGAGACGCCGCUGGACCUGGCGGCGCUCUACGGCCGGCUAGAGGUGGUCAAGCUGCUGCUCACCGCCCACCCCAACCUGCUCAGCUGCAACACCAAGAAACACACGCCGCUGCACCUGGCGUCACGCAACGGACACCUGGCCGUGGUGGAGGUACUGCUGGACGCUGGCAUGGACAUAAACUACGAGGUGAGGACUGCGGAGAACACUGGGUCUGUUGUGUCUCCUGCAUGCUUAAUGAUCAGUUGGUGUGAGAGUGUAGUUGUGUGGAUAUAUAGAGACUGAAUGUGUCCAUAAUGUUAUUUUGUGUACACACCAUGUGGUAUGAUUUGAUAGUCUGUUUGCAGCAUUUAGGCCUACACACUCAUAGGCUUUUGACUCAAACCUCUUGAGCUCUUUAUUUAGGCUACAGAGACAGUGUUAAAGGGGGCUUUUGGCCCUCUCCCAUCCUUAUACCAGACUAUGCCAUCCAUUUGUCGUGUCCUACCUCUUCUCAUCUCUGCUCUGUAGCAGGUCUGGGCCACCAAGAAUCAUUCAGGUCCUGCUUCCUGCAGGUUUCCUUUAGCAUGGCGCUAUGAGCUGGAAAAUGAUCUGCUUUGAUUCCUCAAUCAAAUAAUUCUCCAUAGCAAAACACACAGGGGUGGUGGCCGGCAGGGUAUAAAUAACCAAAAGCCAAACUUCUAUUUCACGCUGAUCAAACCUGUUCUGUUUGUUCAGGAAGUAUCCUGCUGGUUUAGCCUUAAGCUGUAUGUCCUAGCUGACCAAUAUGAGAGGAGUGGAAUCAGAAUCAAAGCAUUGUGGCGGUCUAGAUAGCAGGUCUUCACCUGUUCCUCUCAGCAGGGAGGGUUCGGGUUAGAGAUCUGACCUCUGCUGUGGUGUAUGUUGCUGGCCGGGAGUCUACUUUGGUGUCUCUACAUGUUUUGUUAUUGCUCAGCAUCAGCACUGUUUUGAUUAUGGUGUGUUUGUUGUCUCUCUGCAGACGGAGAAGGGCAGUGCCCUCCAUGAAGCAGCUCUCUUUGGGAAGACUGACGUGGUGCAGAAACUUCUGAGGGCAGGUCAGACACUGAUGCCUCCAUUUAGUCAACAUGCUUAUAAGAUACAACACAACACGUUUAUAUCCACUGAAUAAUGCAGAAAUAACCCCCUGCUCGUCUGUCUCUCCUCCCCUAAUCCCCUGCUCUGUCCUCUGUGUCUCCUCCCUCUCUCCUCCCUGGCCGUCCUGCUCCAGGGGUUAAUGUGAACAUGGUGGACAACAAGGGCCUGACUGCGCUGGACACUGUCAGAGAGAUGCCCUCUCAGAAGAGCCGGCAGAUAGCAGCUCUAAUCCGUGGUAAGAAAUACAGAGAUCAAUGGUUCCCUAUGGGAUUAUAAAGAAAGAUGACCUCAAACUGAUUUCAAAAAGUGUUUUAUCUGACUAAUGAUAUUAUUACUUUUCUUCCUUAUUUCUCUGCAGGUCAUAUGUCAGGAAAUCCCCCUGUUUUAGACUUGCCUCCUCCCCCUCUCCCUCCGCCUAAUGAGAGCCCUGGUCCGAGGAAAAAAGGUAUGUCAUAUCUAUACAGAAAACCUCAAGUUAUGUGAGCUGUUUGAGGAUAUGGUGUUAACAUGUAACCACCAGCCAAGGAUGUCUACCUGUGUGAUGCUGUGAAUGUUCACCUGUAGAAGAAUGUGUAUCAAUAUGUGUGUUAAAAUGUGUGUGUGUGUGUUGUAGGUGAGAUGGAGGUGGUGAGUGAGCUGCUCUCGGGGCUGGCCCCGGGGCCUGAGGAGGAGAGCCCGUAUGAGGCUCUGUUUGAGGCCACCUCCUGUCACUCUCUAGACAGCCUGGCCAGCGGGAAGUCCUCCGACAGGGACUCUGGACGGCCUGACAGUGAAGCCGGAAAGGUUGGUUGGAACUCUGCCUUCCACCACAGAAACGCACAACAUGUGACUCAAGAGGUUUGCGUGGCUGGGCAUCUAAAAUAUUUGUUCUCCACUAGAGGGCAAUAGUUCUCUGCAUUUAAUUGUUGUUGAGUGGACUGGAUUUCGAAAUUAUGACAGCAUAUCUCUUUAACACUAGAAAAGCCUGGGACAAUGACGAGUCUUUUGGACGUCAACAUUCUAACAGUCUAAUAAAUACAUUUCAUAUAAUCAUUUGGUUGUGUUUAUGAAGGUCUUAGGUAACAUUACACUACGAAAGAAAAUGUGUUUCAAAGAACACAGUAGCAUUUUCAUUAGUUUAUGUAACUGUAGGCUAUAUGUACAAAUGAAAAACCACUAAAACACCACAAUUCAAGUGUUAAAAUCCAUUAAAUAAAAAUUAUCAGAAAGAAAAUGCAUUAUUAAUUUGUUAAGGGCAAGUCUUAAGGAACAUUAUGAAACUAAGAUAAUGCAUUUCAAAAGAACAGAAUGGCAUAUUUAGAGAUUAAAUAUAUUACUGCGCUUUGAAUGUUGCAUGUACAAAAAGGCCCGAGGGCUUUUCACGCACAACAGUGUCUAGGCUUUACUGAGAAUGGUGCGACAAACAAAAAAACAUACAGUCAGCGGCAUUCCUGUGUGUAAAAACAGCUUGUUGAUGGGAGAGGUCAAAGGAGAAUGGCAAAAAUCGUGCAAGCUAACAGGCGGACAACAAACAGAUAAAUAACGGUGCAGUACAACAGUGGUGCGCAGAACUGCAUCUCGGAACGCACAACUCGUCGAUCCUUGUCACGGAUGGUCUAUUGCAGCAGACGACCACACCGGGUUCCACUCCUAUCAGCUAAAAUCAAGAAGAAGUGGCUCCAGUGGGCAUGUGAUCACCAACACUGGACAAUUGAGGAGUGGAAAAACAUCACCUGGAACAUGACAGCGAGCUCAGUUUACUUGAGUGGCCUGCUUAUUCCCCAGACCUCAACCCAAUAGAACAUCUUUGGGAUGAGAUGGAACGGCCUGUUCACAGCAUGAACCCCCAUCCAAUCUGCAGCAACUGCGUAAUGCCAUCGCGUCAGCAUGGAGGCAAAGGGGGGUCCGACCCGGUACUAGAUGGGUGUACCCGAUAAACUGGCUGGUGAGUAUAGUUUAGGUGUAGUUUUGAUGGGCCAUUAUCAGCUGUGCAGGCUGACUGCCAGUGAAUGAGGGCAGGCAAAAAAAAAACAGACAACUGUUUAUAACACAUUCUGCUUGUGAUAUUAAGAUUAAAAAAAUUACGGUGUGUUAUAUAGACUUAUUUAGGAAAAGUCAAGGACGUGGGCGGCGGGGGGGGGACAUUACAAAAAUGGAAUGUAUAAUUAAAAAUGUACAUUCGUUUUGCGUCCACAUGAUGCGCUCUCAGCUUUUCUAGUGUUAAAGCAAAAAUCUAUGUUUGAAUUCAAGGCUCCAGUUCAGCCGACCUCCUACUUCAAGAUAUGUGUCAACCGAAUGUCUGAGCACAGUCUAAGCACAAUCAGUGAUUUCGUUCUCUGUUUGUCAAUUACAGAAAGACCGGCUGGCUCACCAAUCCCAACCUGCCCCAGGCCAUGAAGAGGAGCUUAGCUCAGAGGUCAGUAUAUAUGGUAAUUAAAGCUCCUUUUUGAAGGACUAUGUUGCAAUGGUUGGGUUAAAUGCAGAAGACGCAUUUGGUUGAAUGCAUUCAGUUGUGCAACUGACUAGGUAUCCUCCUUUCCCUUUCCUUUCCGUAACUUUUGGCCAAAGCAAUCAAUUAGUUCCUGCUAGUUUUGUGUGUGAGGAACGAGCUAAGGACUGUGUAGAUAACCUUAGGAUCUAGUACAACCCUGAGAGAGCACUGUGGAGUGAUUUAUCUCACUGUAGGAGUCCUCAGCAUCACAGGACAGUCUGAGAUUAAUGCUACACAAGCCUAACAGAGGUGGUAUGGGUGUUCUGUACUAUGUUGACCCUGUCUCCCCUCUCUCCCUCACAGGCCCUAUACACUAACAGCAGCAUCGAUGAGAGGGGGGAGACAGCGGAGGAGGAUCACACGUAUGAACUGCUGCUGUCUGCCCAGACCAAAGUCUCCCAGUCUGCGCUGGACGCCCCAUCCCAGAAAGGUACAACACCCUUACAGGGAGGACAAGGGGUGUAGAAAGUGGUUUGGAUUGGAUCAAGGAUGAUAUUCAAAUCCCUUCAUGGUUCCUGAUUGAUGGAAAAUGAUGUGCGAUAAAACAUUGCUCCUUCAACCUGAGGAAUAAGGAGCACUUGCAACCUCUCCCCCGCUCCACCCACAUGCCCCCCUCCCUGGUGCUUUGUAAAGUGUGACCCUUCAUUCCUAGCAGCAUUACACCAGGGAUGGAAUGGAGCAAGGGUCAGUUUCCCAACCACUCCCUAAACCCCUCCUGCUUCCACUCUGGUAGUAACCCUUUACCUGAAAUACAGCUAAGGUUUAACCUCAACACCAUCAGUAGAAGAGAGCUUGGAAUAUGCUAAUGUAGGAUAUCCUACUCAGGAUGGUCCAUGCUGUAUCAGAGGACUCAUUUCUUAGCUUUGGCUUUUGAAUGACACUGCGUUUCAUUGGAUUAAAUGGGAUUGAAUUAACAGCCCAUUGGAGUCCCUGUCUGUUGAUAUAGAUGUUUUUAAACAGUCCCCCAGGCUUUCUGUUCUGUCACAUUCCUAAUAAAUGAAUGGUGUGUCACUAAACAGUGUCAUAGGAAUGAAUGUGGAGAGUCUGAUUGCUGAUGUAAUCACUUCCCCUUUUACUAGAUGACGUCCAGUCCUUGACUUGCAUUCCUCCAUAAUGUUGUUAAGAUGUUUAAUGGGUUGGUUUGAGGAAGUCUUUGCUGGCUGCUUAAUUGUCUGCUCUUCUCACUGUUUUAAGUGUCUGUCUGAGUGUCUGUCUGGCCAUUGUCUCCAAUACUACCCAUAAUAAUUAUAAAAUAAUUGGUCAUUUAGCAGGCGCUCUUAUCCAGAGCGACUUACAGGAGCAAAUAGGGUUAAGUGCCUUGCUCAAGGGCACAUCUACAGAUUUUUCACCUAGUCGGCUCGGGGAUUAGAACCAGCGACCUUUCGGUUACUGGCACAAUGCUCUUAACCACUAAGCUACCUGCCGCCCCAUAAUACCAUAUGCAUAAAACAUGAGCUUUAUUAUACUUCCCUUUCCAAUUCACUUUGCAUAAUAUCAUCCCUGGAAGUCUUGAGAUAAACUAAACUAAAUUGAAUAGAAAUUAAAUAUGAUAAUUUUACUACCUUACUCAUGAUGACCUAACUAACUGCUGUCUAUCCUGUCUCUCCAGAUGGGAACGCUACAGCCCAACAGUCUUCCAACAAUCUCCUACCUCAGGUAUGACCUGCAUCUCCUCUCCUUUCCUCCUCUCAUCCCUACAUCUCUCCCCUCAUCCUUCCCCUCAUCCCUCCACUCAUCCCUCCAUCUCUCCCCUCAUCCCUCCAUCUCUCCCCUCAUCCCUCUAUCUCUCCCCUCCAUCCCUCCCCUCAUCCUUCCCCUCAUCCCUCCAUCUCUCCACUCCAUCUCUCCCCUCAUCCCUCCAUCUCUCCCCUCAUCUCUCCCCUCAUCCCUCCAUCUCUCCCCUCAUCGCUCCCCUCAUCCCUCCAUCUCUCCCCUCAUCCCUCCAUCUCUCCCCUCAUCUCUUCAUCUCUCCCCUCAUCCCUCCAUCUCUCCCCUCAUCUCUCCAUCUCUCCCCUCAUCUCUCCAUCUCUCCCUCAUCCCUCCCAUCUCUCUCUCUCUCCUCCUCUCUCCCUCCUCUCUCCCCUCCAUCCCUCCUCUCUCCCCUCAUCGCUCCCCUCAUCCUCCCAUCCUCUCUCCCUCAUCUCUCCCUCUCAUCCCCUCAUCCUCAUCUCCCUCAUCCCUCCAUCCCCUCCUCCUCUCCCCUCAUCCCCUCUCCCUCAUCCCUCUCUCCUCCAUCUCUCCCCUCAUCUCUCUCCCCUCAUCCUCCAUCUCUCCUCUCCUCACUCCCCUCAUCCCUCCAUUCUCCCCUCCCAUCCCUCCUUCUCCCCUCAUCCUCCAUCUCUCCCCUCUCCUCCCUCUCCCCUCUCAUCUCUCCUCCUCCUCAUCUCAUCUCUCCCCUCAUUCCCCCACUCAUCCUCCCCUCAUCCCUCCUCCCAUCCCCUCAUCCCCAUCCCUCCCUCUCCCUCCAUCCCCUCUCUCCCCUCAUCGCUCCCCCUCAUCCUCCAUCUCUCCCCCCUCAUCCCUCCAUCUCCAUCUCUCCCCUCAUCCCACUCUCCCUCAUCCUCCAUCUCUCCCCUCAUCCCUCCAUCUCUCCCCUCAUCCCUCCAUCUCUCCCCCAUCCUCCAUCUCUCCCCUCAUCCCUCCAUCUCUCCCCUCAUCCCCUCCCCCAUCCUCCUCCCCCUCAUCCUCCAUCUCUCCCCUCAUCCCCUUCAUCUCCCCCUCAUCCCUCCAUCUCCCCUCAUCUCUCCCUCCAUCCCUCCAUCUCUCCCCUCAUCCCUCCCCUCAUCCCUCCAUCUCUCCCCUCAUCCCUCCAUCUCUCCCCUCAUCUCUCCAUCUCUCCCCUCAUCCCUUCAUCUCUCCCCUCAUCCCUCCAUCUCUCCCCUCAUCUCUCCCUUCAUCCCUCCAUGUCUGCCAUGCUGCCUGACAUCUGACUUACUGUAGAGUGACAUUUCAGCAGCAGGCUCUACCUUGCCUGUGCUCUGGAACGCUGUGUGAUGAAUAAGAAGUUAUUUACCGCUAGUAGCUACAUAUCAGGGUGGCAGGUAACCUAGCGGUUAGAGCGUUGGGCCAGUAACAGAAAAGCUGAUAAGGUGAAAAAUAUGCCAAUGUGCCCUUGAGCAAGGCACUUAACCCUAAUUGAUAAUGGCAGACCCUGGCCGUGAACCCACACUCCAAGGGUGUCUCAGGGAGUGUGGGAUAUGCAAAAAACACAUUUCCAUUUCACACGUGUGAAAUAGGACAAAUAUAAGCACCCACCAAAUGAUAAUUAUAUUUUCUCCUGUGUCACACACUGCUUGCACAGUGAAAGACAUUGACAAAGGGCAACAAAAAAGGUCCCUGGGUUCCUCCACGUUCUGCUUUGACAUGGAAAUCGAACCAUGAGGUCAGACCUUUUUCCCUAAACAUGUAUUUUUCCACCAUGGUACUCCUCCACCAUGGUACUGCUCCACCAUGGUACUGCUCCACCAUGGUACUGCUCCACCAUGGUACUGCUCCACCAUGGUACUGCUCCACCAUGGUACUGCUCCACCAUGCGAGGAUAAAUAUCUUACAUACAGGUACUUCAUCAGGAAAUAUGGCUCCCUGACUGAGGUCCUCUGUGUCUCUGUUUAGUGACUCUGUAGCCAACCCUGGCCACCGGGACUCCUGGAGAUUUACAGCCUCUCCCCUCACUCCAACUCUCUCUCCUCUACAUCUCUUUUAAUUCCCUCUCUCCUAUCCCUGUCUCAUCGAAUGUAACUGGAGGGCCCUAUAAAGCUGUCAUUUCUAUUUAUUAUCCUAUCAUAUCUAUUUAUACUGCCUUUUCAUUUUUAUUAUACAGUUAGCUGCCACAGGGUUUUAUUUGCGUUGCUCUCCCCUCUCCUCCCAUAAUCUCAUCUCACAUCUGUUUUUUUUCUGAGGUUCUUAUUUGGAGCAACUGUCCCUUUGCUGCCUAAUGUUUUAUUUUAAAUGAGUCUCUGUGUGGCUGGCUGGCUGACUGGCCGGCUGGCUGGCUCGCUGACUGGCUGGCUGGCUGGCUGACUGGCAUCCUCUGUGUUCUAAUCAGCAGCCAGCCAUCUGAGGCUAUCAUCCAUAUUAGGAAUGAUGAUGCACGGCAACGUGGAAGCAAUCACUGGGACGCUUUCUUAAUUUAAUAUCAUAGUGUGGGGCUAAAUUAAUCAUCUGCUAUGCUGUGAGUGUGGUGGUGGUUUUAGUUGGGAUUGACAGCUGUUAGUGUGCUCAUCUCUCCCCUGGUCUCCUCCAGCAGCAGAAGCCCACUGCCCCUAGUGACCUCAGACCACCAGGCGAGACGGGCGACACCCUGAAGCCCCCUGGACCUCCUUUGGUUGGGCCUGGACGGACAGGCCUCCGCCCCACUGGUGGUGAGUUACACCAUCCACAUGCUGUAUCUUCUGGAUGGCAGUCCCUGCUGGGGGAGCUUUGUUUGUUUCUAAGCUCCACGUUGACCAUAGAUGCAGUAAAGUGCAAUGUUCCCUCUAAGCUGCACGGGUACGCAGCUCCCACGGGACUGCCAAGCAGAAGAAAUAUCAGCCCACGCAGAGAAGCACGAGAUUGAACUUUAAUUAACUUCCUAGUUUUCCCAUUUAGUUAACACUAUCAUCGUUUCCCUCUACUGUGGGUAUUGCCAACAUUAGCCACUUUCAAUGCAACAUACCGAAACAAAACGGACUAUUAAAGACUUAGUAUGCAAAACUAACUAUGCAAGAGAUUUUCUUGUAUGCAGAACGCACCGGAGUAGGAUUCUAUUGCAUUGAGAGGCAAGACUCAGCCCAUUCUCUACAGACCAGUGUGGCAUAAACAAUCAGAGCUGCAGUAUCCCUAUAUGCAAGUAGACCAUUGCCAUAUAUGGACUGUGUUUACAGCAUGAGUGGUGGCGAUUAGAUGCGUUUGUUUUGAGAUCAAAGCGAGAGCUGCGUGUAGCCACAUGUAAUUGAGUUAUUAGCCCAGUUAUAGCUAAUUUCUAGUCAGCAAUGGGGGAGUGGUUGCUUCCUACAAGAGCACAACAUGUGUGCAUUUCUAGCCAUCUUUGAAAAGAAAGUCAGGUAAAGAGCAUUUGUUUUCUGUCUUAAAGGGGCAGUGUUAUAUUUUGAGACAGGCUUGAGUAAGCGAAGUAGCCAAUAGGCAGAGGGUAGCAAUUUGUCUGAUUCUCUGUAAUAAUGGUAUGGUAAUAAUAAUUAACCUUAUUUUGUGAAGUGUUUUCUUGCAUCAAACAACACAUUUUCAGCCACAUCGUUGUCUGAAGAACAAGUGGAUAAACAGGUUAAUGUCAAGCCCAGAAUAUUUUUUUCAAAAGUCUCACGGAAUGUAGGCCUACAUUGAACACCACACAUUGGCUGCUACUGUAGGCUGAAUGAUAGAACAGCUAUUUCCAUGUAAAAAUAUUAUGGGAUGCCUUUUCUCCGUUGUUUUUGAUGGUAGGCCACUAUGAUAGGCCUACAUUAUGAUCAAAUAGUCACAGUAGCCUACUUGGCCACUGUUAUAAGUGUAACUUAAAGCGGGUACAGCCUAACUGUUCACAAUAAACGCGAGCCAGAGGUUGCACAGAAUUUUCACAAUGUUCAAGUUUGAGCUCAGCAGACCUGAAAUUUGCUCAGUGCUUGAAAAAAUGUAAGGGAACAUUAGUAAAGCAGACAAUGGAACUCAACCAAAACCACAGAAAUGCAUUGGAAACGUGCGGGGGAAAGAUGCCGUUAGGGAAAGAUCCCGAAUCUCCUCAUUGCCACCCAGCAAAAUUAUCCUACAUUUAGUCUGUUGUUUAUAUGUGUAUUUCACACUGUUCAGGUAAAAAUCAGAGUAUAAUAUAUGGAUGCCAACCCCAAUACAUGUUCAUGUCAUUGUCACCAAUAAACUGCAUUACAGUUAAAAACGACUUUGACUACCACCACUGAUUUCGCUAAGGCUAUCAGCUUAUACGAACACGUGUUAGCAUUUCGCAGUCACUUCUUCUAAACCUCAAAAGGGACAACUUCUAAAUGUUAUGCAGCGAAACAGCCUAAUAUAUCCAAAUGGGACUUUAGAAACCACAUUGUGGGUCUGUUACAAUACAUCAAUCAUGACGGAUUUGACGAACAUCCUUUUUGUUAGAUCAGAUUUGUUAAAUGUGCUCCAAUCCAACAACCUUCUAUCCCCCAUGGUCCCCGAUUUCUCACUGCUAUACUCUAGUUACAGCUACCGGGUCAUGAGCAACUCUAUGCUCUUCUCUGACUCUGAGGAGCCAAAGGAGAGAGGCAAUUUGCUUGAGGAACUUGGCCAAACAUAACCCAUGUAUGUCACUGUAACUGUAAUGUAAGAAAUACAUUAGCAUCUGACUGCAGAGUGAGAUUGGUAGGGUUGGAUUAGUGCUGCCUGGGAAUGUAUGAUUGGCAUUCCAGAGGCACAGCAGCUCCGGGUCUGGAUUAGGAUUGUUUAGAUCAGGCUGAAUUACAUUCUCUGGCAAGCCAGCUGAAGAAAACUAAUUGGGUUUGUCACAUGGAACAGAAUUCUUGAUCAGAUUUGACCAUACACUGUGUUCCUAUCUAAGAACCCCAAGCCUACUUACAGUAAUACAGUACUAGAAAUGCAACAUAGCACACUUUGUGCAUUGGUUGGAGAUGGGACAAUUUAUAUCUCAUCCCCUUCCCUCUUGCUGUCUAGUUCUUUGUUUAUCUUGCUACGUUCGCCGGUUCUCUCAUACGAACACCAUAGAAGACGCAUGCAUAUCCAAGCAGGGCAUAAUCAUGCAGACAACACAGACGCAUAGCGACACGUAGCUAAGCAUGCUGUGUCUGUGAUAGAGAUGUUUGUGGACUGUGUCUGUGAUAGAGAUGUGUGCUGUUUGGGGACUGUGUCUGUGAUGGAGAUGUGUGCUGUUUGGGGACUGUGUCUGUGAUAGAGAUGUGUGCUGUUUGGGGACUGUGUCUGUGAUUGAGAUGUGUGCUGUUUGGGGACUGUGUCUGUGAUGGAGAUGUGUGCUGUUUGGGGACUGUGUCUGUGAUGGAGAUGUGUGCUGUUUGGGGACUGUGUCUGUGAUGGAGAUGUGUGCUGUUUGGGGACUGUGUCUGUGAUAGAGAUGUGUGCUGUUUGGGGGCUGUGUCUGUGAUAUAGAUGUGUGCUGUUUGGGGACUGUGUCUGUGAUAGAGAUGUGUGCUGUUUGGGGACUGUGUCUGUGAUAGAGAUGUGUGCUGUUUGGGGACUGUGUCUGUGAUGGAGAUGUGUGCUGUUUGGGGACUGUGUCUGUGAUAGAGAUGUGUGCUGUUUGGGGACUGUCUGUGAUAGAGAUGUGUGCUGUUUGGGGACUGUGUCUGUGAUAGAGAUGUGUGCUGUUUGGGGACUGUGUCUGUGAUGGAGAUGUGUGCUGUUUGGGGACUGUGUCUGUGAUAGAGAUGUGUGCUGUUUGGGGACUGUCUGUGAUAGAGAUGUGUGCUGUUUGGGGACUGUAUCUGAUAGAGAUGUGUGCUGUUUGGGGACUCUAAUAGAAACAGGUGGGCCCAGUCCCUCCCCAUUACCAUCUGAAAGCAGCUGCCUCUCAGGGAUUGGGAUUAGGGCCCUGCUCACACUCCCUGCUACUGCCCCCGCCCCGUCACAUCUCUCCCCCUCCCCAUCGAGGCUGUGUGUGUGUGUGUGAUGGAGACAUGCCCUGUCAGCAGCAGCAGCAGAGAGGGAGCAGAGCACCUGUCACACACAUUCUGCCUUCCUCAGCAGGAAGGAAUCACAGAGGAUGCCCAACAGAUUCCACAUGCCUCCUGUUUCACAGGCAUCUAACCACACAUAGUGCACUACUCUCACCCACGGAGUAAAUUGGGUGCUGAAGAGAUUUCACAUACUGAAUAGUGAUAAAGUUAUCUGCCAUAGACAUAAUAUCUUCUGACUAUCAGGUUAUGUGGCCUUGGCCAGAGUGAACCCAUACAGGAGAGGCUAGCAUCACUAGAUAGAUGAUAGCCUGCUAAAUUCUCAGGGCAUAUCUAUUUGCUAGCUUGACUGUAGUGAGAACCACAGCGGUGUUUAGUGGUUUCUGCCUGCUGUGGGGACCUGUGGAGAGUGCAGCACACUGCCCAUCCUGGCCUUGCACUUGGCCAAUAGUGAAUGAUUAGAAUUGGGAUGUUCUCCAGCACCCAAACAGACGAAUCAAUGUGUGUGUCAGUUUAACAUCAAAUCAAAUCCAAUUUUAUUGGUCACAUACACAUGUUUAGCAGAUGGUAUUGUGGGUGUAGCGAAAUGCUUGUGUUUCUAGCUCCAACAGUGCAGUAGUAUCUAACAAAUCACAACAAUACACAUAAUACACACAAUCUAAAAGUAAAAGAAUGGAAUUAAGAAAUAUAUCAAUAUUAGGACGAGCAAUGUCAGAGUGGCAUAGACUAAAAUACAGUAGAAUAGAAUACAGUAUAUACAUAUGAGAUGAGUAAAGCAGAAAUAUUUAAACAUUAUUAAAGUGACUAGUGUUCCAUUAUUAAUGUGGCCAGUGAUUUCAUGUCUAUGUACAUAGGGCAGCAGCCUCUAAGGUGCAGGGUUACGUAACCGGGUGGAAGCCGCCUAGUGAUGGCCAUUUAACAGUCUGAUGGCCUUGAGAUAGAAGCUGUUUUUCAGUCUCUCGGUCCCAGCUUUGAUGCACCUGUACUGACUUCGCCUUCUGGAUGAUAGCGGGGUGAACAGGCAGUGGCUCGGGUGGUUGUUGUCCUUGUGGUUGUUGUCCUUGAUGAUCUAUUUGGCCUUCCGGUGACAUCGGCUGCUGUAGGUGUCCUGGAGGGCAGGUAGUUUGCCCCCGGUGAUGUGUUGGGCAGACCACACCAUCCUCUGGAGAGCCCUGCGGUUACGGGCGGUGCAGUUGCCGUACCAGGCGGUGAUACAGCCGGUCAGGAUGCCCUCAAUUGUGCAUCUCUAAAAGUUUGAGGGUUUUAGGUGCCAAGCCAAAUUUCUUCAGCCUCCUGAGGUUGAAGAGGCGCUGUUGCACCUUCUUCACCACACUGUCUGCGUGGGUGGACCAUUUCAGAUCGUCAGUGAUGUGUACACCGAGUAACUUGAAGCUUUCCACCUUCUCCACUGCGGUCCCGUCGAUGUGGAAAGGGGCGGCGUGCUCCCUCUGCUGUUUCCUGAAGUCCACGAUCAGCUCCUUUGUUUUGUUGACGUUGAAUGAGAGAUUAUUUUCCUGGCACCACACUCCCAGGGCCCUCACCUCCUCCCUGUAGGCUGUCUUGUCAUUGUUGGUAAUCAGGCCUACUACUGUUGUGUGUCUGAAAACUUGAUGAUUGUGUUGGAGGCGUGCGUGGCCACGCAGUCAUGGGUGAACAGGGAGUACAGGAGGGGGCUGAGCACGCACCCUUGUGGGGCCCCAUUGUUGAGGAUCAGCGAAAUGGUGUUGUUUCCUAACUUCACUACCUGGGGGCGGCCCGUCAGGAAGUCCAGGACCCAGUUGCACAGGGCGGGGUUCAGACCCAGAGCUUAAUGAUGAGCUCCGAGAGUACUAUGGUGUUGAAUGCUGAGCUAUAGUCAAUGAACAGCAUUCUUACAUAGGUAUUCCUCUUGUCCAGAUGGGAUAGGGCAGUGUGCAGUGUGAUGGCGAUUGCGUUGUCUGUGGAUCUAUUGGGGCGGUAAGCAAAUUGAAGUGGGUCUAGGGUGUCAGGUAAGGUAGAGGUGAUAUGAUCCUUAACUAGCCUCUCAACAAUGUCCAUUACAAAGUGCUGUCCUUCUCAGUCUCUAUUACAUUUACAUUUACGUCAUUUAGCAGAGCGACUUACAAAUUGGUGCAUUCACCUUAUAGCCAGUGGGAUAAGCACUUUACAAAGUUUUUUAUUUUAUUUUUGGGGGGGGGGUAGAAUGAUUACUUUAUCCUAUCCCAGGUAUUCCUUAAAGAGGUGGGGUUUCAAAUGUUUCCGGAAGGUGGUGAGUGACUCCGCUGUCCUGGCGUCGUGAGGGAGCUUGUUCCACCAUUGGGGUGCCAGAGCAGCGAACAGUUUUGACUGGGCUGAGCGGGAACUGUGCUUCCGCAGAGGUAGGGGAGCCAGCAGACCAGAGGUGGAUGAACGCAAUGCCCUCAUUUGGGUGUAGGGACUGAUCAGAGCCUGAAGGUACGGAGGUGCCGUUCCCCUCACAGCUCCGUAGGCAAGCACCAUGGUCUUGUAGCAGAUGCGAGCUUCAACUGGAAGCCAGUGGAGUGUGCGGAGGAGCGGGGUGACGUGAGAGAACUUGGGAAGGUUGAACACCAGACGGGCUGCGGCAUUCUGGAUGAGUUGUAGGGGUUUAAUGGCACAGGCAGGGAGCCCAGCCAACAGCGAGUUGCAGUAAUCCAGACGGGAGAUGACAAGUGCCUGGAUUAGGACCUGUGCCGCUUCCUGUGUAAGGCAGGGUCGUACUCUCCGAAUGUUGUAGAGCAUGAACCUACAGGAUCGGGUCACCGUCUUGAUGUUAGCGGAGAACGACAGGGUGUUGUCCAGGGUCACGCCAAGGCUCUUCGCACUCUGGGAGGAGGACACAACGGAGUUGUCAACCGUGAUGGCGAGAUCAUGGAACGGAAUCUCUAUCACAUAUACACACACAUACAUAAAGGUUCCCCACUAACAAAUAACGUCAAUUGAAUAAUUUUUACUUUUCCAUUAAGAUUGAGGUCAGAAUAUCAAUAGUUUUGUGCCUGUAGUUUUACAUUUAAUUCUAACACAUGACAUACAGAGCUAAAAGUGCUCUCCAAUCUGAGUACAGAAAAGCAAUUUCCCCAGGGGCUGUAAAUAAAUUGGCCUACAUACUGUCUCUCUGUGACAUCAAUACAGCAUUAACUGUAGAAUUAACUUGACAUCACUUGUAAAACUCGCAGCUCACAAGGCCACCAAAUGAAACACACACACACACACACACACACACACACACACACACACACACACACACACACACACGUUCUCUAACCAGUGACCUCAUCCCUCCAUAAAAGCAGUGUAAAUAUCCGUAUGUCUCUCAUUGGGGUUACUGACUGUCUCAAAGUGUUUCCAGCCCCAGUUGAAUCAUGGUUGUAGUAGACUGGGUCCAGGACGUUCAGGAAAGGGUUAACACACUGGGGGAUUGUUGGAUUCGCUCAUCUCCAGCUGCCAAGGACAGGGUGGCUGUGGUCUCUCCAUGUGUUUAUACACACACACUGACACACAUAUCUUUCCAAAUUGAGUAGCAGGCAGCUGAGUGUAGAUGGGCACAGGGCGUUGGUACUCUGCCUCACUGCAUAUGGCCUGUAAGCUAAACAGUGCGUAUAGCGCAUAGUGUACCAGCUCCUAGUUGAACUGUAUUUAUCACUACCCAGCUGACAUACAGGGUGGAGUAACUGUUACUGUUUCCCCUGGACAGAUAUGCAUCUCUAAUGGAGCUCUUUUUAGAGUUUAAUAUAUCCUUUUGAGAGCUGUUUGAAUGGUAUUGGCAACCUUAUGUCCUGUUGAGAGAGAGCUUAACUAAAGCUGUUUCUUCAGUAGAAUGCUUGGUGUAACUGCAGUCUUUUUGUAGCUGUCCUCUGCUCUGAAGGACAAACUAAUACACACAGAAUGGGUCACUGCCCCGCAGUGACGUCACUGACACUGGCCCAGUUUCCCUGUCACCAAACACCACGACCCUCUCACCGGGUUGGCAGAGUGGCAAUGAGAGCACGCGCACACACACACACAUAAACAAAGCAGCACGGCACAGAACAUCCCCCCUCCAACACACACACGUUAACCGUGUGUCAGACGCCUAAUUAUCCGGAUUGUGGCUGAGAGAGACUGUUGAGUGGAUGGAGUGAUCCCAGAGUUUCCAUCCUGGAGAUGCAGUCAGCGGCUAGUGAGUCGGGACAGGCAGGCAGAGAGCUCACACAGCUACAGCUCUACAUAGCUUCGGUUUACACAGCUCCGGCUCAGGGAGAAGUAUUAGCAGGGAGGGACAGAGGGGGGAGCUUGCCAGGCAGAAGGGGAACAGAGGCACAACCUGGCUCAACUCUCAUCCUGUGGUCGAAAAGCAGGCUUGGGUGUCAGUGUCUCCUUCGAGAGAGAGAGAGAGAGGGGGAGAGAAAGAGGGCCUGUUUUUGUGAGGGGAAAAGCGUAUUGUUUUCAACUGGAUCGGCUGUACAGAAUCUGUAAGCAGGGAUUGUUUUCAUGCUGUAGCUCAAGGCGGAGGAAGUAAGUUUCUGUUUGUUCUCGUGUUUCUCUGUCUGUGUCUAUAUGUGUUUUAUAGUGUGUGUGUGUGUGUGCGCGUGUGCACAGUUUGUGCAGUAUGCUUGUUGUCUUUAUCCUAUCGGGUUUCUUCCUUUGCUGAUUUCCUGUGGGGAUUCCUCAGUGCUGUAUCUUUUCUGUGGAACCUGACCUCAUACAGGGGCUGCUGCUGGUUAGCUCAUAGGGAUUGAGACACACACAGAGACAGGCAGGGAUGGAGGAGUGAAAAGAAACGGCAGAGCAUUUAGUAAUGUAACAAACUUCCAAACACCCAGAGAGAUGGCUGCAAGCUGGGAUUGGAAUUCUCUGUCUUCCAGUGCUUCGGACAGCAUUCUGUAGGUCCGUCUCUCUCUCCCUCUCUCUCUCUCUCCCUCUCUCUCUCUUUCCCUCUCUCAUGCCCAUUUGAAAACAAUCACUGAUCUGUUUCUGGGGCGGUGUUGCUAGAUAUCUCGUCUCAGUCUCAGUCCGGCCUCCUGCCUGCCCUGACGCACCACUCCCUGCUCCCUCUUCUUUAGUCUCUCCCCCUAACCCUCCUUGUCCCCUCUCUACUCUGCAGAUAACUCCCUGCUCGGCCAGGACCUGGUCACAGUACCUGAAGUGUUCACAGGCCUCCUGCACGGAUCCUCGCCUGUCUUUGACUGUCGGGAGGAGCCCCUCAGCAGGCUGCCAGGUGGAGUACUGGCACAGUCCAGCCAAGGCCAACAGCCGGCGCCAGCUCCAACGGUACCCACCAAAACAACAGAAACUCCGCCUCUGCCUCCUCCAAACAUCAACAUGGCUGCCAUCCUGACAGACUGUGACCCCAAAGCCAUCUAUGCCACUGUGUACAAGGGGGUGCCCAGAGACAGAGACAGGGUGAGGGACUUUGGGUCUGGGGCUGUGCCUGCUGGCAGGAUGCGUCCCCCUGGGGACCUGAAGCUGGCCCGCAGCCUCUCCAAGUCGGACUCGGACCUGCUGGUAUCGCCGCCUAGCGAGGAGGAGGGAGGGCUGGGCAGCCGGAGUGAGUCCGUCUCCAACUGCAGCGCAGCCAAGAAGCGGCUGGAGAAGUCUCCCUCUUUCACCUCUGAAUGGGACGAGGUAAGACCCUUGCUUUACUGUUCCGUUGGUCUUAUGUUAUAAUGUGGUUUUCUGUAUUCAUAGUUUAUCCACUCACCUGGGUGAGUUCUCAGGGAUGAGUUCUAUACCAUCGUCAUAUAGUGUUACAGGUGAAAGUACACUACAUGGUCACAUUAUAGGCCUCCUCAUGUAGCUGUUGUCUAGACUAGUAAUCAAGGGGUUAAGCUGUACAGUAGAAUGACAUCAUGGAGCGGAGAGACUCAGGAACAUUAGGCAUGCAUGAGUGAGAUCCACACACACCCCUCUCUUUAGCCAAGUUUUCUCCCUGUCAGGAAAUCAUUCAUAUCUGCAAUUUUCUGCCCCUAAACUGUGUAAUAACCCUGCUGAAAUGA
Coregonus sp. 'balchen' is the source of this 21482-nucleotide messenger RNA. The record is from the annotation of a GenBank genome assembly. NCBI's taxonomy places the organism in Eukaryota, Metazoa, Chordata, Actinopteri, Salmoniformes, Salmonidae.